GUUAAACGCUACUGUUCGUCUAAGUAACGGUACUGAAGAAGUCGUAAUUAAAUUAUCUGGGUUGCAUUGCAGGAGUGGAAGAUGUAGGCUACGAAAUGAAUGUCCGUUGCCUCCUCCCCCUGUUGAGAAACUGUUCGUUGUUCUCUUCGCCGACAAGGAAACAAGAAAACACUGCUGAACUUGGAGGAAAUUUAAUGAUGCAAAAUGUAUUUGCCCUGGCAAAUAUAACGUUAACCUAAACCUCCUCCCCCUACAAUACAGACUUCCUGGACACACAAAACUUGUAGACUGUGCAGAGGACGACGGUGUGGAAUUGCACUCAUCAUUUAAUUCACAGCAUGUUGGAAGAUUUAAUUUGCUUCUCUGCCAUGGCGACUGCGAUGAGGGGAGUUAAGAAUGAAAGCAAAAGUGGAUUAGCUCGCGAAGUUACAGUAUAAACUAGAAGAGAAGUCGCUGUGAUUUUUUUUUCGUUCACUGCUAAUCUAGCUAGCCAGCUAGCUAAUUUAAUCGGGUAAAUCCUCUUUGCCUCUCACCACACCGAUUUCGUGAUACCUUAGAGUUUCGCGGUAGCCUAAUCCUGUGUCGACGUGCGGAUAUUUAAAUUGACCAGGAACAAGGAAAAACUGUCGCCCACUGUCUGCUGACACGAUAGGCUAGUUAAGUUUUUCCUGGAGCUACACAGUGUCUUUAAUUUGCACCAGUGAAGUAGCCCAUAGUUUUCAACUGCUCCGUUUUAGUCAAUCACGCUACCAAUUUGGAAAUGAACACGCUUGUGUUCAUUCACACUGUUGCUGUAAUUUCUAUGGAAGUGGAAUAUUGUAUAACUUCGGAGCUGGUCUUCAAGCCAAACGCAUGAAGUGAAUAACGAAGAAGUGGAACACUAUGGCAAUAUUUGGGCGACGAAACCGGUCGAAGUUGAUACUUUGUAUUCUCGCAGCUUUUCUUGUCUGCUACUUCAUCUUUCACAGAAACAAUCCAAAAGAAGUCGGAGUGGCGAGUAGACGAAGAGUACAAACUGCUGGAUUUUCGAAAGACAAUGAACAGUUAAAAAAACCGGUUUGUGAAAAACCACCUUCGGACAUGAAUGCUCUUGGUGAGAUGGGGAGAGCUGUAAAACUUAAUUUGGACGGAGACGAGAAAAGAAAAGAAGAGGAAAGCAUAGCGAAGCAUCAAAUUAAUAUCUAUGUGAGCGAUAAGAUAUCCCUUCACCGCAGGUUACCUGAGAGAUGGAAUCCUCUCUGCCGAGAUCUGGAAUACAAUUACAGGAGCCUCCCUUCUACGUCGGUGGUGAUCGCCUUCUACAACGAGGCGUGGUCCACACUGCUGCGGACCAUUCACAGCGUCCUGGAGACCUCCCCCAACAUCCUGCUGCGGGAGAUCAUCCUCGUCGACGACUACAGCGAAAGAGACCACCUGAAGCAGCCGCUGGAGGACUACAUCGCGGGCGUGCCGAAGGUGCGUCUCAUCCGCGCGCGCAAACGGGAGGGCCUGGUGCGGGCGCGGCUUCUCGGGGCGUCCAUCGCCACCGGCGACGUGCUGACCUUCCUGGACUGCCACUGCGAAUGCCACGAGGGCUGGCUGGAGCCCCUUCUCCACAGAAUUAAGGAAGAGGAGUCGGCGGUGGUCUGUCCCGUCAUCGACGUCAUCGACUGGAACACCUUCCAGUACCUGGGUAACCCAGGGGAGCCUCAGAUCGGCGGGUUCGACUGGAGGCUGGUCUUCACCUGGCACUCCAUCCCAGACUACGAGCAGAAGAAGAGGAGGUCGUCCACCGAUGUCAUCAGGUCUCCUACUAUGGCUGGGGGGCUGUUCGCUAUCAGUAAGAACUACUUCCAGUACCUGGGCACCUAUGACACGGGAAUGGAGGUAUGGGGUGGAGAGAACCUGGAGUUUUCUUUCAGGAUCUGGCAGUGCGGUGGGAGCCUGGAGAUCCACCCCUGCUCUCACGUGGGGCACGUCUUCCCCAAAAAGGCCCCGUACUCCCGCAGCAAAGCCCUGGCCAACAGCGUGCGUGCCGCCGAGGUCUGGAUGGACGAUUACAAGGAGCUGUACUACCACCGCAACCCUCACGCUCGCCUGGAAGCCUACGGAGACGUGAAGGAACGGCGCAGACUCAGAGAGCAGUUGGGCUGCAAGGACUUCAAGUGGUUCCUGGAGAACGUCUAUCCCGACAUUAACGUUCCUCAGGACAGGCCCGGGAUGUUUGGGAUGCUAAAGAACAGAGGGAUGGCCAACUACUGCUUUGAUUAUAACCCGCCAGAGGAACACAACAUAGUGGGCCACCGGAUCAUUUUGUACCCGUGCCAUGGGAUGGGGCAGAACCAGUUCUUUGAGUACGCCGCGAGCAACGAGAUCCGCUACAACACGCGACAGCCUGAGGGCUGUGCAGCGGCCGAGUCCGGGUCAGAGUACCUCACCAUCCACCUGUGCAGCAAGCCCCAACAGCCGGUACCGGAGGACCAGCAGUUCAUCAUGAAGGAGGACGGGGCCCUCUUCCACCUGCAGACGAACAAGUGCGUGCAGGCGGUCGAGAAGUCCGACAACGGCGGCCCCGCCCCUGCACUCCGCCCCUGCUCCGGCUCCGCCCAACAAAAGUGGUUCUUCGUGGAGCGGUCGUAACCCCCAUCCCAGGCCCAGUGAGAGAGCGCAGCUGGCUUAAACCACGGAGUCUGUCCCACUUCAAAGUCCUUUUUCCUUUUGAGACUACUGUUAACAUGGCAGCUCCUAGACCAACGCACAUGACUGUGCAUUAUUGUCUCUACCACUAUAUUCUGUUCACCUAAUGGCUUCAGCUCACCAGCAGUUUACACAAGGUAUCUCUUGAGGGUAGGCCUCAGGUCUUUAUGGAUUCAAGCUGGUGAGAUUCAACGCCCACCCCCCACUUGGACAGAGGCUGUUUCUACUUUAGGGAUUCAUUAUCAGGGUUUUCGUCGAGGGACAGAAUCGCCUCCACAGCCUGUCGGGACACGGUUUUUGCCGGAACAUUUCCGUAGGUUAUCCCGUCGCUGUCCUUCGUCACUCGGAUAGCAUGCGGACAUGUUUUCAGCCGCCCCACGCUUCUAUUUGAAACCGUUUAGGUCUUUCGUUAUUUUUAUGAAGGUCGGUUUUCUCUCCAAACCGAAAAGUGUUCCAGCCGAUAGAUAUUUCUGGCUUCAAGUGGUUGGAGGACUGCCUAAAGCAGAGAUACUCAAGAGCCCUCAAGGUCAGCAUUACUUCUGGUUUCCUCUUUUGACUGGUAGUCCACAGUCCUGUAUUGUCACCGAUUGGCCAGAAAUUGCAUUCUCAUGGCACGUCAGGUUUAAAUCGGCCCCUGAUUGGUGGGGAGGAAUAGAAACCAGCAGUACUAGUGACCUCGAAGACCACAUUUGAGUACCCCUGACCUACAGUGCGGAGUUAGUCACUGUAGUGGCAUCUCAUCACAGGGUGCAUUUCCUGUGCAUUCCUCUAGGUGGAGCCAAUGUGUCUGGCUUUGUCUGUGCCCUCCAUGUUAAUUUGCUGGAUAUAUAUCGCAGCUGUUGUUAGCGUUUACGCUCCAGGUCUUCAUGAGAUGACGUGACCUCACGUCCUCCUGACGUCUCUCAAAUGACCCAGUUUAUUUUUCUUCUCUUUUCACCUUUACAGAAGUGCUAACUACUAAGUAGACCUGCUUAAUAGUGUACUACUGAACUCUGUCUCAUAAACUGAGAAUGCACUUUUCCUCAAAGGUUGGAAGUACACACGUACAUCCCAGACCUCUGUAGUCUUAAUUAAGUCUUAAUUCUUGUUCUCGAUGUAUUCUGUUAUGAUGCAUGUCAAGAUUUACGUGCAGGUUAUAAAAAUGGUUUUGAUACUGGGGAAGGUACUUUGCAAUGUGUACAAUGAAGUUUAAUAUUGCUAAAUAUUAAAAUAAGAGAAUUUAGACGGAAAAUGCACAACUUUAAUCAAGGCUAUGUUUCACUGGAGAAUUUAGAUUUUGUUAGUACUUAAUUAUUGAAUCUUUGCAAUUUAUCUUGCGAGGCUUCAGCGCAAACUGACAUACUUCUUGAUCAACCGCUAGUCAUAAUUAAUAGAUCAGUAAUUUAGAUAACAAUAAGUUACUGUCUGUCAUUUAGAUUUUUGACCAUCGUUUCCAUGCCAAUCCCGUUUUUGCUGUUGUUUUGUACUGCAGUCACACUGAAAAUAAUCUUUUGGGAUGUCGAUACACACUCCUUAUGUUUAAUCGCCCGCAUAUAUAGCAUAAGAAGUUCAUCAUUUUGUAUUUCACAAUACAAUAAAAAAAGAACCAUUGCAUUUGCAGGUGCAAAAUAGUAUUUACUGAAGGAAUUGCAUAGCUGACAAAUGAUAUGUCCACUUAAAUAUAUGACCUUGCUCUACAUUUGGUAGGAUUAUGAGCGCCAGAUUUGACUUGGACAUAUUUGCGCACUUUUUAAUGUCAGCCGUAAAAUGCUAUGCCUGUCAUACGUAAUGCAUCUAGUGUUGUACAUGGGAUUUCCUGUUGUUUCGACAACCAUAUACAGUGGCUUCAGAAAGUAUUCAGACCCCAUCACUUUUUGCGAGAUUUCAGAUGCUUCUAAAAGCAAAGUUUCACUUUAUCGUUAUGGCUCAUUGGGUGUCGAUUGAUGGGCAAUUUUAUCAAUUUAAAAUUAAAUCUACAACACAAUAAAGUGUGCAAAAAAGUGAAGGGGUUUGAAUACCUCGCGAAUGAACCUUCGCGUGGUUAUUGCUGAAAGCAGUUCUCUAACCUGGGUACCCCACCCCCUCUCCAUUUCUCUCUCUCUUCUCUUUCUCUCACCUCUCUCUCUCCUCUCUUCUCCCUUCCCACAGUCCUCUGCUUCACGCUGGCACGUGAUUGGGUACUAUGUGCGCUCCCCGUCUCUCUGGCCUUCAUUGUGCAGUGCCAUUCAGACCCAGUGAGCCACAACGUCCCACACAGCAGUAUGAAGAGAAUUAUCAUGUAAACCUGCACUUUGUGUACAACCCCAUUAUCUACUGGGAUCCUGGAUCAAUCGAGCUGUAAUGCGCUUUCCUCUGGAAGCGAGAGGAAUGUAAGCAAGUUUGACCUUUAUCUAUGCAAUGCAAUGUUUUUUUAAUAAAGCCGCAGACUUCACUGUUCAUCGGUUGUUUAUUUUUAUAGUCGUGCAGGCAGAGCUACGCCCAUACAAAAGUAAUGAAUGAUAAAACGUGUAUGCUGGAAUCCAACCCAAUGUUGAUUUUUGUAUUCACUUUUAUUUAUAAUUGUUAUCCAAGUUGCCUUAACUGACAUCAAGAAAAUGAAGGAUUGGGUUGUUUUUUUUUUUCUCCAAAUGAAGAGGUUUUCAAAUGUAGGUAAUUUUUUCCAUUUUAUGCACCAUAAUGUUUACCAUUUUGUCAUUUUUAACUCUUGGUCAUGGAAAGAGUCUCUUUUCUAAUGUUCUUUGUUUUGAUAAUUUGAAUUUAACAUGAAUAAAAUUCAAAUCUCAAAAUA
This is a messenger RNA of Conger conger (European conger), 5443 nucleotides long. RefSeq names its product UDP-N-acetyl-alpha-D-galactosamine:polypeptide N-acetylgalactosaminyltransferase 12 (gene galnt12). The coding region runs from base 883 to 2619 and encodes 578 amino acids. The transcript has 10 exons. The record is from RefSeq and is a predicted model, not a curated record. Gene Ontology annotation, cellular component: Golgi apparatus. Lineage: Eukaryota; Metazoa; Chordata; Actinopteri; Anguilliformes; Congridae.